This is a messenger RNA of Cimex lectularius (bed bug), 1967 nucleotides long. It is a transcript of the gene CCT2, whose product is annotated as T-complex protein 1 subunit beta. Gene Ontology annotation, biological process: protein folding. The coding region runs from base 142 to 1746 and encodes 534 amino acids. The record is from RefSeq and is a predicted model, not a curated record. Gene Ontology annotation, molecular function: ATP binding; ATP-dependent protein folding chaperone; ATP hydrolysis activity. Gene Ontology annotation, cellular component: chaperonin-containing T-complex; cytosol. The transcript has a single exon. Lineage: Eukaryota; Metazoa; Arthropoda; Insecta; Hemiptera; Cimicidae.
UAUCGAUAGUGUCGGAACGUCUCUACUCCCGACUUGCUCGUCUCGUGUUUCUCGUUUUUAGCCUUACUCAAGUGGGCGAUUACUCAGAGCAGGUGUUAAGUAUUUGUCGAUUCUUCAGCUAAAUAGUAAAGAUCUGUGAAAAUGGUGUCUCUAAACCCGGUCAGGAUUUUAAAACAUGAGGCGGAGGAGGAAAAAGCGGAAAUGGCGAGGCUGUCCAACUUCGUCGGCGCGAUCGCGGUCGGCGACUUGGUGAAGAGCACGCUCGGCCCGAAAGGCAUGGACAAGAUUUUGGUCUCACAAGGCAGGAAUCAGGGCUCGAUCGAGGUGACCAACGACGGCGCCACGAUACUCAGGGCGAUCGGGGUCGACAACCCGGCUGCCAAGAUACUCUGCAACAUGGCCAAGGUGCAGGACGACGAGGUCGGCGACGGGACGACUUCGGUCACAGUCUUGGCCGCCGAGCUUCUCCGCGAAGCCGAGAGGCUCAUCGAGAAGAAAAUCCACCCGCAGACGAUCAUCGCCGGCUACCGGAAAGCGGCCGAGAUAGCUUUGAAAGCUCUCCACGAUUCUGCCAUGGACCACAGCGAGAACGACCAGCUUUUCAAAGAAGACCUGCUCAACCUCGCGAGGACCUCCCUCAGCUCUAAGAUCCUCAGUCUUCACAAAGACCACUUCAGCCGGCUCGCCGUCGACGCCGUCUUGAGACUGAAAGGAUCCGGGAACCUCUCUGCCAUCCAGGUGAUCAAGAAGACCGGCGGCUGCCUCAGCGACUCCUUUUUGGACGAGGGCUUCCUUUUGGACAAGAAGAUUGGCCAGUCACAGCCGAAGAAGAUUUUAAAGGCAAAGAUCCUUAUCGCCAACACUCCCAUGGACACUGAUAAAAUCAAAGUGUUCGGGUCCAGAGUGAGAGUUGAUUCAGUCGCCAAAGUAGCCGAGAUGGAAUUGGCCGAAAAAGAAAAGAUGAAAAUGAAAGUCGAUAAAAUCCUCAGUUACAAAUGCAACGUAUUUAUUAACCGUCAGCUCAUUUACAACUAUCCAGAACAGCUUUUUGCCGAUGCCGGAGUUAUGGCGAUCGAACACGCCGAUUUUGACGGUAUUGAAAGACUCGCUCUUGUCACCGGAGGUGAGAUCGUAUCGACUUUUGACAACCCGGAAAAUACCAAACUUGGAGAAUGCGAUGUAAUUGAGGAAGUCAUCAUAGGAGAAGAUAAACUUCUACGUUUUGCCGGUGUCAAAAUGGGUGAGGCUUGUAGUAUUGUAAUCCGUGGUGCAACACAACAAAUCGUCGACGAAGCGGACAGAUCAUUGCAUGAUGCUCUGUGCGUUCUGACUACAACUGUACGUGACAAGAAGACUGUAUUCGGAGGCGGAGCUAGUGAAAUGAUCAUGUCUAGAGCGGUCAGCGAAGCGGCCAGUGAUAUCCCUGGCAAAGAAUCCGUCGCGAUGGAGUCCUUCGCCAAGGCUCUUCUCCAGCUUCCUACGAUCAUAUCCGACAACGGUGGUUUUGACUCUGCUUAUCUUCUCUCUGCUUUAAGAAAUGCUCACAAGAAAGGUGACACUUCUUACGGCCUCGAUAUGAACACCGGUGAAAUCGGCUGCAUGAAGGCCCUUGGUGUCGUAGAAUCCUACUCCGUCAAGAAACAGAUGCUCCAGUCUGCCUCGGAAGCGACUGAGGUCAUCAUCAGAGUUGAUGAUAUUUUGAAAGCAGCUCCUCGCAAGCGUACUGAGGACCGUGGCUACUGCUAAAAAGGAUUAUAUAUAUUUUUUAUACGAAAAUGUGUGAUUGUUCGGUUCACACAUAUUUGUUAACUUUCUAACUGGCUUAAUGCACACCAAUCUCUUAGCUUUUUCGUUAUAGAUUUGCGUUCUUUUCUUUUCAUUUUCUACUUAAAAGUUUCAUAGUUCAGUACUAAAAAAAGUUUAUGUAAUAUUUGUUCGAUAAUUAAGAAUAAAGUAAAUUUAAUACA